Sinocyclocheilus grahami is the source of this 667-nucleotide messenger RNA. Its product is annotated as mediator of RNA polymerase II transcription subunit 7-like. Gene Ontology annotation, biological process: regulation of transcription by RNA polymerase II. The transcript has a single exon. NCBI's taxonomy places the organism in Eukaryota, Metazoa, Chordata, Actinopteri, Cypriniformes, Cyprinidae. Gene Ontology annotation, cellular component: mediator complex. The record is from RefSeq and is a predicted model, not a curated record. Gene Ontology annotation, molecular function: transcription coregulator activity. The annotation marks the transcript as partial.
GGCAGCAUUAAGCGAGAGGAGAAGCUGGAGGACUUGAAACUCCUUUUUGUCCAUAUACAUCACCUCAUCAACGAGUACCGUCCCCAUCAGGCCAGAGAGACGCUACGGGUCAUGAUGGAGGUUCAGAAGAGACAGAGACUGGAGACGGCUGAGCGUUUCCAAAAGCAUCUGGAGCGGGUGGUGGAGAUGAUCCAGGGGUGUCUUGCCUCGCUGCCUGAUGAUUUGCCACAACCCAGCAGCUCCAGCGUGGGAGAGGCUGGUGGCACGGCGUCCGCUGGAGACUCCAGACUGAAAAACGAGCCUAUGGAUGUAGAUGAGAUGGGUGUUAGCUGCAUGGUUGCACAAACUGACAAGAAUGUGCCCAGUAAGAAGGACAAAGUGUGGGAUAAGGAUGCCGCAAUGUGCAGUAUUAUUGAUGAGUUGACUUGAGCUGUCUAAGGAAUUUUUUUGUUAUUCAAAAAAUAUCAGCUCUUCAACUUUGUUACAAAACUUGGAACUGGCUUGGACUACAGACAUUUUUACUAUUUAACAAGGUUGCCAGAUUACACAGUCGAUGAAGUAGAACUAUAUGUCUAAAAUAAUAAAGGUCUACUGGUCUUUUCAUUUUCAUAUCUCUCACUGUAUUUUUGUGUUAUUUUGUCAUAUAAAUAAAACCGGCACAUUGUAA